AUGACUCAAGCAGAUGGAGAGAUCACCCCAGCCAGUUCACUGUCUGGUAUCCAACUUCAACUAUUCAUGUUAGGGACUUUUCGAGCGACAGAAGCCAUCGCGUGGACCAGCAUUUUCCCAUAUGUAUAUUUCAUGAUCCAAUCUUUUGAUGAGGUUGAUCAUGCAGAUAUACCGUUGUAUUCUGGUAUGCUCAUAUCCAUAUUCACAUUUUGUGAAUUCCUUAGUGGGAUGGUAUGGGCCAAAAUCAGCGACCGGAUUGGAAGAAAGCCAACUUUAUUGAUUGGGGCUCUCUGUGGCAUCAUUACAGCCAUAUCAUUCGGGUUAUCCAAGUCUAUGGUUGCGAUUACACUGUCAAGAGCAUUGGGAGGGCUUACAAACCCAAAUGUUGGCGUAGUGCAAACUUGUGUUGGCGAAUUGGUUGAGCGGAAAGAACAGCAAGCAAAAGCAUUCUCUGUUGUUCCUUUUCUUCGCAGCCUUGGAACUCUCCUCGGCCCGCCGUUAGGCGGACUCCUGGCAGACCCGGUCAAAUUAUACCCGAAUGUGUUUCAAGAAAAGUCGAUUUGGAAGAGCUUUCCAUACUUACUUCCAAACUUGCUUGUUGGUGUGCUUUCGUUCUCUGGCAUGGUCUUGGGGCUUCUGCUUUUACAAGAAACCCAUCCACAGCUUGUGAACAAACCAGAUAUUGGAAUUCGCACAUAUCUUGCAUUUAAGUACCUUUUUACAGGAAAUUUCAGAAAACACAAUUGCGCUCGAUAUUCGCGUUUGGACCACGCUGAAGAGGAUGGAAUAGAAUUAAGAAUGGAAACUGAAGCAGAGCCUGAACAGGAGGCAAUACAGGCACCGUGUGCCAUAACAACUUCAUACAAAACCAAGCCCACCGAAAAGCCAGUUUCAAAGGCUUUCACACUUCAGGUUAUACUGCAAGUUAUCUCUGUUUUUAUAUUGGCGUUUCACAAAGUAUCUUCAGACAUUAUAACGCCCAUAUUUCUCGCAAUUCCCGCAAAACCAACCAAACCAGCCGAUAACCUUGUGGAGAGGAAUAUUUUCCAGUUUACCGAUGUAUUCGGCUUCAGCUCUCAGAAAAUUGGAUUCAUCCUUCUUACCCAAGCUGGAGUGGCUAUCAUCGCACAGUCAACCUUAAUUCCUUGGAUUGUCGGUCGAUUUGGAGCAUUAAAAUGCUACCGAAUGAUUCUCUGCAUCUUUCCGGUCGCAUAUCUAUUCACACCAUUCCUCGUUAAGCUGAAGUCGCCUUUUUCUAUAAUCGCAUUAUUGUUUGAUCUAUGGGUGAAGGUAUUACUUUCAUCGACAGGAUACAUAUGUUCUGCUAUCUUUUUUCUAGCGAGGAUCAAUGGUGUGGCUGCCUCAUUCGGCUGCCUUGCACGAUCAAUUGGUCCAUUGAUAUCCGGGCGACUGUUUAAAUGGGGUAUUCAGGAAGGAUAUAUUGGAAUUGCAUUUUGGACUCUAAGUACUGUCGCCUUUAUCGGCGCGCUAGAGUCAUUUUUCCUCUUAGACCAUGCGUGA
Messenger RNA from Coccidioides immitis RS, 1521 nucleotides. RefSeq lists its product as uncharacterized. Gene Ontology annotation, molecular function: transmembrane transporter activity. The transcript is spliced from 5 exons. The coding region runs from base 1 to 1521 and encodes 506 amino acids. The record is from RefSeq and is a predicted model, not a curated record. Gene Ontology annotation, biological process: transmembrane transport. NCBI's taxonomy places the organism in Eukaryota, Fungi, Ascomycota, Eurotiomycetes, Onygenales, Onygenaceae.